Miscanthus lutarioriparius is the source of this 822-nucleotide messenger RNA. The record is from the annotation of a GenBank genome assembly. Lineage: Eukaryota; Viridiplantae; Streptophyta; Magnoliopsida; Poales; Poaceae.
AUGAAGCACCACCACUACCACCAUGACAACUGCAGAUGUCUUCCUCAAUCUUCAGCUUCUGGUCGCCACUCUCUUGCCUGCGACUGCGACCACCGGUCGGCGAUGAAGGAGAUCUCCAGGGAGCAGUCUCUGGUGACACAGCUGCGAGCCAUCGUCCUCCCUGCGCUGCAGCAGGCGGACGAACGCUACGAGCUUGUUGCCCAGAUGUUCCAGAGCAUACUGGAUUGCUCCAGCAAGGCCAUGGCCGAGCUGCAGCGUCAUCAGUCUGAUGAUGAUGCUCAACCAGAUGAUGUGCUGGUUGAUGACAAGAAGAGAGUGAAGAGGAGUAUCUCUGAUGACUGCAUCAGGAAGGAGGAGGGUGUCAGCAAGGAGGAUGAUGUUGUUAAGCCGCGUCAUCAGCAGCUCAAGAGAGGAAACUACUACACAUGCGCCUACAGGCAGGAACAGGGCUGUAAAGCAACAAAGACGUCGUCUACCACGCCCACAGUGGCGGACCCAGGAUCUGAGACCAGGGUAGUCCUGUCCUGGGCCUACCCAUGCUACCUGCUGGGUCCGCCACUGCACGCCCAGCAUACUUGCAAGGACAACAAUGGCAUCAACUCAGGCACCGAUGACUCUGAAACAAACAGCCAAUCCAGCAUAUCGACAAUUUGUACAGAUCCGUAUGUCCCUGAGACAUCCCUAGAUGGCAAUAAGCCGCUCGACAAAUCUGCAGACUUGAUCACAAGGAACAGCAUGUAUGAGCCAUUCGACAUGACUGUGUUUGAACCUUUGGAUUUGGACAGUUGGGAGUUGGAUGCAUUCUUAAGGUUUGGAGCCUGA